AUGUUCUGGUGUUGGUAGGGACACGUGCUGAAGCUUAAAGGAACUCUAAUGCUCGCAAGCCCUGAUGAAAUAGCAGAGAUACAAAAAAUUAGGUUGAAAAGCUCUGAAAAAAGCAAGAUGACCCGAGACCACAAUGGUUUUCGAAAGCUGCUCAUAGUACUUACUAGAGCGGGUAAACUUUUUGCUUUACACACAGGAGAUGGACAAGUUGUCUGGUCUCGCUUAUUGCAUUCUCUUCGUAAAUCUGAAGGAUGUGACUAUCCCAACGGGCUUAACAUAUAUCAGUGGCAGAUCCCACAUCAUCAUGCGUUGGAUGAGAAUCCAUCUGUUCUUGUAGUUGGCAGAUGUGGAUGUAGUUUGGAUGCCCCUGGUGUCCUUUCAAUUGUUGAUGCAUACACAGGGAAGGAGCUUAAUCGUUUAGGUGCUGUUCAUUCCGUCGUGCAAGUUAUUCCACUGCCUUUUACUGAUUCAACAGAACAGCGCCUUCAUCUACUAAUAGAUGCUGACCAGCAUGCCCAUUUAUACCCCAGAACUCAUGAGGCACUUGGUAUCUUCCAGCGUGAGUUUGCGAACAUAUACUGGUACUCAGUUGAAGCUGAUAAUGGCAUUAUAAGGGGUCAUGUCUUGAAGGACAAUUGUAUUCUUGAGGUAGCAGAUGAAUACUGUUUUAGCACAAGAGAUUUAUGGUCCAUUGUAUUGCCAUCUGAGUCAGAAAAGAUUGUUGCAACUGUGACAAGAAAAUCAAAUGAGGUGGUUCAUACUCAAGCAAAGGUUAUGGCUGAACAUGAUGUGAUGUAUAAAUAUGUAUCGAAAAAUCUGCUUUUUGUGGCUACUGUUGCACCCAAAGCCAUUGGCGGAAUUGGUUUGGUAACCCCAGAGGAGUCAUGGCUGAUUGUAUAUCUUAUUGAUACUGUGACUGGACGUAUUCUGCACCGCAUGACUCAUCAUGGUUCUCAGGGUCCUGUCCAUGCCGUUUUUAGUGAGAAUUGGGUUGUCUACCACCACUUCAAUCUAAAAGCACACAGAUAUGAGAUGUCAGUCAUUGAGAUCUAUGAUCAGUCUCGGGCGGAUAACAAAGACGUCUGGAAACUUGUCCUUGGAAAGCAUAAUCUCACUUCACCUAUUUCUUCAUAUUCUCGUCCUGAGGUUGUAACAAAGUCGCAAUCAUAUUAUUUCACCCAUACUGUGAAAAAUAUUGCAGUAACAUCAACAGCGAAGGGCAUUACUUCCAAGCAGCUUCUUAUCGGCACAAUCGGUGAUCAGGUUCUGGCUCUUGAUAAGCGUUUUCUAGAUCCUCGUCGAACAGUCAAUCCCACUCAAGCUGAGAAAGAGGAAGGAAUUAUACCUCUUACAGAUUCAUUACCAAUCAUCCCACAGUCUUACGUGACACACGCCCUUAAAGUGGAAGGCCUCAGAGGCAUAGUGACAGUCCCUGCAAAGCUAGAGUCAACCACCCUUGUCUUCACAUAUGGAGUGGAUCUCUUCUUUACCCGCCUUGCACCUUCGAGGACCUACGAUUCACUUACAGAGGAUUUCAGCUACGCUCUACUUCUCAUCACAAUCGUCGUUCUCCUUGUCGCAAUCUUUGUAACGUGGAUUUUGUCAGAGAGGAAGGAACUGCAAGAGAAGUGGAGGUGAGUGAAGUCCGCCUUUUGAAGUGUCUUUUGUCCUUUCUAAUUUUUCUCAGUCGCGGUACACCUUAACUUUGUUUUCGAUCAGGAGCUCUGCUACUAACUAGUAAUUUUGCUUAAUUUUUGUAGCAUCAUCUCCUUUUGUGUUAUUUUUAUUAGAUUUUGUUAUGGAAUGUCUAGGUUUUUAGUGCCUUAAUUUUUGUAAAACUCGAAAUUUCAUAGAAAAAGUUUGCAAUGUUCACGAGGUUUGAUUGCAUCCUGGAAAUGGGGUUAUCUUUAGUUUAAA
Camellia sinensis is the source of this 1917-nucleotide messenger RNA. Lineage: Eukaryota; Viridiplantae; Streptophyta; Magnoliopsida; Ericales; Theaceae. The record is from RefSeq and is a predicted model, not a curated record.